GAGGAGGACAGGUCUCCACAUCUCCAGACAGUCCGACCGACACAUCGAAUCCGACUUUACGCGUAGGGGAGGGCGGCCCCGGCGGCGUGUGCUUGUCUGCUAACGGCUCAAACUUCCUCUGACAGUCUCUUGUUAAUUGGUGACGCGCUGAACAAGACUUUUGGAACAGAAAAAGUGAAACUUACCGCCGUUUUUCCCCCCAUCAGGACAUUGCGCAUUUUUAAAAAUCAGAUGCGACUCUCCAACUCAGAUUGCAACUCGUGCUCAGUAGGUAGAUAUUACAGGAAUUUUUGUUCUUUCUUUGGUAUUUUUGUUUUCUGCUCAAAAGCAGUUCGAUUAAUCAUGUCAGUGAAAUGAAGAGGUCGGCUAAAUGCAACCCGGUAGCGGUAAGAGUCUUAAUGAUCAGAACCAGAGACGCCUAAUGGUCCGAUAAUUGGAAGACGGGAAGACAUCAAAAAAGAGAGAGAAAUAUCGCGUGAGCACAGACUUGUGGGACCCUCCAAGGUGUGUUUGUGCGGACGCCUGCCUCUCACAUCCAGGUGUCCCGCCGAGCGGUGCGCAGUCUCCAGCUCAGGCCGGCUGCGCUGACAUGCUGCCCAAAAUCGAGACUGAAUCUUUGGGACUCACUCGAUCGUAUGGAGAACAGGGGCACAUGCCCAGGAACAUGCAAGCUCCCCAGUUGAAAAUGAUGGACUACUCUUAUGACGAAGACCUGGACGAGAUGUGUCCCGUGUGCGGAGACAAGGUUUCAGGCUAUCACUACGGACUUUUGACCUGUGAGAGUUGCAAGGGCUUCUUCAAGCGCACUGUCCAGAACAACAAGCGUUACACAUGUAUAGAAAACCAGAGCUGCCAGAUUGACAAGACCCAGAGAAAACGCUGCCCGUACUGCCGCUUCCAGAAGUGCCUCACCGUCGGCAUGAAGCUAGAAGCUGUGCGAGCGGACCGUAUGCGUGGUGGUCGCAACAAGUUUGGCCCGAUGUACAAACGUGACAGGGCCCUGAAGCAGCAGAAGAAGGCAUUGAUCCGAGCAAACGGCCUGAAGAUCGAGGCCAUGAGCCAGGUGAUGCAGGCUGUACCCACUGACCUCACAAUCUCCUCCGCCAUCCAGAACAUCCACUCAGCAGCCUCCAAGGGCCUUCCACUGAGCCACCAUGGUGGCCACCACACCAGUCAUCAUCACCACCACCACCACCACCAUCAUCAUGCCACCGCCUUGCCACCUACAGACUAUGACCGCAGCCCAUUUGUUACUUCUCCGGUCAGCAUGGCGAUGCCACCACAUGCUGGCAGUCUGCAAGGCUAUCAAGCAGCCUACGGACACUUCCAGAGCACGCGCACCAUCAAGUCCGAGUACCCAGACCCGUACACCAGCUCGCCAGAGUCCAUCAUGGGCUAUGCUUACGUUGAUGCCUACCAGUCAGGCUCUCCCCCCAGCUUUCCUCACCUCAUUGUAGAGCUGCUAAAGUGUGAACCCGAUGAGCCACAAGUUCAGGCAAAGAUCCUGGCCUAUCUACAGCAAGAGCAGGCCAGCCGGGGUAAACACGAGAAGCUCAACACCUUUGGCUUGAUGUGCAAGAUGGCCGACCAGACGCUCUUCUCCAUUGUGGAGUGGGCACGGAGCAGCAUUUUCUUCCGUGAACUAAAGGUGGAUGACCAGAUGAAGCUACUGCAGAACUGCUGGAGUGAACUCCUUAUCCUCGACCACGUUUUCCGGCAGGUGGUGUACGCCAAAGAGGGCUCCAUCCUGUUGGUCACAGGCCAGCAGGUUGAUUUUGCGGUGAUCGCCUCGCAGGCGGGAGCCACCCUCAAUAAUCUGUUGAGCCACGCUCAAGAGCUGGUAGCCAAACUACGCUCCCUGCAGCUGGACCAACGGGAGUUUGUCUGCCUCAAGUUCCUGGUCCUCUUUAGCCUGGACGUGAAGAACCUGGAGAACUUCCACCUAGUGGAGAGUGUCCAGGAGCAGGUCAACGCAGCGCUGCUGGACUAUGUCAUGUGCAACUAUCCCCAACAAACGGACAAGUUCGGCCAGCUUCUCCUGCGGUUGCCUGAGAUCCGAGCCAUCAGCCUGCAGGCUGAAGAGUACCUGUACUACAAACACCUGAACGGCGACGUGCCCUGCAACAACCUGCUCAUUGAAAUGCUGCAUGCAAAACGAGCCUAGGAGGAGGACCGUCUCCACACCCCGAAGCUGCAGCUGCAAGGACGUGUCUCACGCUGCAGCCCCACCUCAAACAAAGAGAAAAACCAACACGUUGUAACUUAAACCCCAUCUAUGGCUCGGUUAAAUGAGAAGGGAGGAGAGCAGAACGCAUCAGAAACUUUCAUUUGUACUGAGCUCAUUUUUAAGACUCACAUUGUGCAUAAAGACAUCAUUUAGAUCCCAUUAUUGUAUAAAAAGAAACUAAACCCACAAAAAAGGACAUUUGGAGGGAAAAGGACAAAAAACCCAAACAAUAGGCCCUCUAAGUGUUUAAGCGCUGAUUUUAAAGGGUGAAGUGAUGAGAAAUGCAGCUGAAUCCCACCUUUCAGACAGCUCUGUGACUACGGGUCCAGGAGUGUUCUCUCACUGGAACGGGCUUUCAGCUGCCGGUACCGUAAAGUCAGACGGACACACAGCCAGACGGGCAAGAGACUCCGACCCACCAUGAUGUCGCUUUUCUGAACUCUGACGUGACAUCCGCCACCGCAGCUUGACCCAACACAGAUGGAGUACUGCUUGCAAAAAAAUAAUAAAAAUAAAAGGGGACUGCCGACAAUGAACAAAUAAACUAUUAAGAAAAACUUUUUUUCCUGCAUUUGAAGUAAUUUGCUUCUCAUGGUCACCUUGUUGUCCCUGACUCCACAUCCCCAGAAUCAUCCCUAACUGUGUACCUCAGCAAGGCCAGUGUUAGACAAACUUACCAAAUAAAGUCACACAAAUCAUUAUUUCCAGACUUUUUCUUGCAUUUUAAUAAAAAUGUUAUUUUUAAUCGGCUCAUCAAACCUGGAACUAAACAAUGUGUGAUUCUGGAGACGGAGACAGAUCCUCCCGUUUCUCUGAAAAGACCAAACCCUGCUUUUAAAAUCAGGAAGAUAAUUACUAAUAAUUUUAUAAUCAGUGUUAUACGAGGAUAAAACAAUUUUUGUGAUGUCACGGUCAUGUGAGUCUUGCCUUAUCUCAUCACCAUGCUAGCUAACCGCGCAGAUGUGAAUAAGAACAUGUACAAAUAUAUAAAUAUAUAUAUAAAAUAAUGAUGUUGUAAAAAAUAAAAGAGUAAUUCAACAGGUGUUUACAUUCAUGUGGUCCUAUGGGAGAGAACUGUGAUUUACCUUUAAAAAAAGGGGUGAAAUUAACAAAAAGAAAAAAAGGAUUCCUCCUGUUUGUUUUCUUUGGUGUGUGUACAGUGCUCCUUUUUUAUUAUUUGUUUUGAACACAACUUAAAUUAUGUCGUGAGACUCUAAAAUCAAAGAUGACUCAUUAAUUUCUACGUCUGCUGACAUUCAGACAUUUGUUUUAUGAUUUUUCUUUGUAAUGCCCUUUUUAGUUUGUUCUUAUUUCCAACUCUUAACUUUUUGAUGUACAGUACGUCACUGGUUACGCUUCACAAUGAGGAUAACUUCUUGCGUCGCCGGGUCUCCAUCUUUGUGUUACAUGACGUGAGAUGUCCACGCCAGAAUAAAUUGGUUUACUGUAGCAUGCUUUCUGUUCUGUUUCCUGAGUGGUUUUGAGAUGCAGGUCUGCAGCAAAGAUAAGAAAAAGAAAUAAAACUAGUCUUUUAAAUGUCCGUAUGCACGUGUGUACAUUUAAAUGAUUAAUGUGUAAAAUAUCACGUACGUUUGUCUCACCCGGAUCUUUGUUUGCUCUCGAACCAAAGACUGCAUUUUCCCCCUGUGAGCUGUGAUUUCUAAUCUUGUGCCCAAAUAUAACACAACUAGACUCUGUUUCCUUAAAUAUGGCCGCCUCCGUUGUCCGUGUGUACAAUAGUUACUGUUCUAAUCCAGCUGUUUCUUGUCCCGUCUCCCAGGACAACAUGUGAUGUUCAUUGGUUCAUCUUGUCAACAAUUAUUUUAUAAAUAAGUCAUGGAAUGAUCAUAUAUCUGAUGGCAUGUUCAAUGUGCAGAAAAUUCACUUCAGUCCAGCUUCAAGAAGGUGUUUCUGACUCUGGGCAUCUAAGUCAUCUCCUGAUCUGCUUGAAUUCUGCACAGAGGUUCUGCAGAUGCCCUGGACCUCCAGGUGAACUCCACCCCAGUCCUUCAGCUCGUAGCCCUAGAGCCUUCUUUUUGGGGGUCUAGCUAAAUAAAUGACCAGGGGAGACGUGUUUGGUGACUUAAAGGGAAACUGAUAGAAAUGCAAACCCUGUAUGAACAGUAAAUUAUUAGUCUAAGA
This is a messenger RNA of Nothobranchius furzeri (turquoise killifish), 4369 nucleotides long. RefSeq names its product nuclear receptor subfamily 5, group A, member 2 (gene nr5a2). Gene Ontology annotation, molecular function: zinc ion binding; RNA polymerase II cis-regulatory region sequence-specific DNA binding; nuclear receptor activity. Gene Ontology annotation, cellular component: RNA polymerase II transcription regulator complex. The record is from RefSeq and is a predicted model, not a curated record. Gene Ontology annotation, biological process: regulation of transcription by RNA polymerase II; hormone-mediated signaling pathway; tissue development. Lineage: Eukaryota; Metazoa; Chordata; Actinopteri; Cyprinodontiformes; Nothobranchiidae.